Podospora pseudocomata is the source of this 615-nucleotide messenger RNA. RefSeq lists its product as uncharacterized. Lineage: Eukaryota; Fungi; Ascomycota; Sordariomycetes; Sordariales; Podosporaceae. The record is from RefSeq and is a predicted model, not a curated record. The transcript has a single exon. Gene Ontology annotation, cellular component: mitochondrion; membrane. Gene Ontology annotation, biological process: mitochondrial respiratory chain complex I assembly. Bases 1 to 615 code for a protein of 204 amino acids.
AUGUCCCAACCCCUCUCCCUCGUCCAAAAAUUCCAAUCCCUCCGCCUCCCCUGGCGCCGCCACUUCCUAGUAGGCAAAGAUCUCUCAGGCAACACCUACUGGGAGUUCCACGACCGCGGCAACCCCAACCCAGACCGCUGGCGCCGUAUCCUCCGCCCCAACCCUGCCCUCAAACUCCACCACUCCGAGGUCAAGAUCCCGCCCGCGUGGCACCAGUGGCUGCGUCACACCCGGCCUGACCCGCCCACCAUUGAAGAACAGCAAGCAGACGUUAUCAGACAAGAAAGACUCAAGAUUUUGGCGGCAGAGGCGGACAGGAGGUGGGAGGCCAAGGCUAAAUAUAUUGAGGAUGGGGUUGGGGGGAAACAGAGGAAGCCAGCGUUGGAGGGGAGCGGGAUGUGGGUUGAGAAGAAGGAGGAUGAACAACAAAAAGUGCCCAAGGAGGUCAAGAGGGAGGAGGUUUGGGAGGGGAUGAAGAAACAGGUUGAACAAGGGGAAGGCGAGAUUUUGGUUGGGGGGAAGAAAAAGGUUGAUCCGUGGAGGCAGAAGAGGGCUGGGCCCGGGGAGGAGUGGCAGCCUCAGGGGUGGACGCCGGGGGCGGCGAAGAAGCCAUGA